Messenger RNA from Daktulosphaira vitifoliae (grape phylloxera), 1096 nucleotides. It is a transcript of the gene MED10, whose product is annotated as mediator of RNA polymerase II transcription subunit 10. NCBI's taxonomy places the organism in Eukaryota, Metazoa, Arthropoda, Insecta, Hemiptera, Phylloxeridae. Gene Ontology annotation, molecular function: transcription coregulator activity. Gene Ontology annotation, cellular component: chromatin; mediator complex. The record is from RefSeq and is a predicted model, not a curated record. The transcript has 3 exons. Bases 122 to 931 code for a protein of 269 amino acids. Gene Ontology annotation, biological process: positive regulation of transcription by RNA polymerase II.
AGUUUAUAAUCUUGUAUAAGAUAACAGCCAACAUGUAAUGUCUUUAAAGAAUUAUAGUUGUCCAUUAAUUACUUUUAUAAUAUAAUAAUUAGUAAUAAAUCAAAAUUCAAAAAAAUUAUCAAUGACUGCAUCUUCAGCAGCAGCUGCUGCUGCAGCUUCACUCGAAGAUUUAGAAACACAACUUGAAAUGUUUGUCGAAAACGUACGUCAAAUACGGAUAAUAGUUACAGAUUUUCAACCUCAGGGCCAAACAGUGUUGAAUCAAAAAAUUCAAAAUGCAGUUCAAGGCUUACAGGAAAUUAAUAAACUAAAAUCAGCUGUUCAAGAUAUUCAUGUACCUUUAGAAGUUUUUGACUAUAUUGAUCGCGGUAGAAAUCCACAAUUAUAUACAAAAGAUUGUAUUGAAAAAGCUUUAAACAAAAAUGAACAGGUUAAAGGAAAAAUUGAUGCACUUAGAAAAUUUAAAGCACAGAUGCUCGCUGAUCUUGGUCAUGCUUUUCCUAAUGAAUUAACAAAAUACCGUGCUUUACGAAGCAGUACUAUAGGUUCUACUGGUAGUAGUGGAUCUGGUGGUGGAAACACUAGUACUGGAGGAUCUACUCCUGGCAUUGGAGUUGGACUUGGUAAUUAUGGAAGUAAUGUAGUUGGAUCUGGUUAUGGAACAUCUAAUCCACAAACUAGUUUACCACCACCUUCAUCCUCAUCAAACAGUUUGAAUCCGGGGUCAUCGUUAUCAAUGGGAAUGGUAUCAUCCCAGCAAUUUAAUAGUAGUAAUUCUUCAGCAUUAUUAAUGAAUAGUAAUUUAUCUCUUAGCCAAACACAACAGAAUCAAUCACAAUCAAUCAUUAUUGAUGGCCAAUCUAUUGUGUCAUCUGGUUCUGGAGGAUCAAAUAACAUUGGAAUAAAUAUGUCAAGUGUAUCGGGUCAAUAAACUAAUAGUUAACCAAAUUUGUAUAAUAAAAUUUUAUAUCAACUACAAAAAAAAAUUCUUGUAUUAUUUAGUAUAAAUAAUGAAAUUAUUGUUUGUAAAUGUAUUAAAAAAAGUUAAUAAUUAGAAUUAUGAUAUUGAUAAUUAAAAAAAUAACUAAGUUUUUUA